UAAAGUUUACAUUCUUAUGGUUAAAUCUCGUUUUAAUUUGAACUAAUGUUAAUACAUCAAAUGGUCUACAGUAGACUACAACAUUUUCGAGCAGCGCCCUACUGCGCCCAGUUAUUUUCUCCAAUAGCAUGUAAGAAGUAGGCUAUACGACUUAGAGCUCACAUUUAUGUGUAAUAGUUUUGCAAAUAUUACACAUUUUUCACUGUGGGAAAUCGGUGCUGCUCGGGUAGAUUUCCGCAAACAUCCGUCCAUGUUUAGCGAGGAAAUAUGUUGGAAAUGCACAGCACAAUAUAAUAAUAACAUUUAGCUAGUGCAUGAGGUUUAAAGUUGAAGUUUUAUAUUUAACCUGCUGUCCAUAGAUGCAGCUGGUAUUUACAGUAAAUACUAGUCUACUGUAGGCUAUCGUGGUCCUACAUGAAUCAGAAGCUUAGAGGGCGGGUCUAGUCCGAUUAAAUUACAUUUUAACGCAGUAGCCAGACACAGCGACAAAGAAAUAGGCGAGGCUCAUUCGCCAUUACUAAGAAAGUAUCGCCUGUAAACAAUAGCCUAUACAAAAAAAAAAUACAUCCACUCCAGCCCCAAACAUCUGGAAAGAAAGUGCCGUUGGAGACGAAAUACCCCUGCAGCCAAGAAGAUGUUGGGGGUGGCCGAAGAAAUGACCAAUGGCAACGGCAACAUGGCCAGUGCCCUGGCCAAUGCGAUUUGUGAGCGCUGUAAGAGUGGCUUUGCCCCGGCGGAGAAGAUCGUCAACAGCAACGGGGAGCUGUACCAUGAGGGAUGCUUCGUCUGUGCUCAGUGCUUCCAACAAUUCCCUGAGGGUCUCUUCUAUGAGUUUGAGGGCAGGAAGUACUGCGAGCAUGACUUCCAGAUGCUGUUUGCUCCCUGCUGCCACCAGUGUGGGGAGUUUAUCAUUGGUCGUGUGAUCAAGGCGAUGAACAACAGCUGGCACCCUGACUGUUUCUGCUGUGACCUCUGCCAGGCCGUGCUUGCUGACGUGGGCUUCGUCAAGAACGCCGGCAGACACCUGUGUCGCCCGUGUCAUAACCGUGAAAAGGCCCGUGGUCUGGGGAAGUACAUCUGUCAGAAGUGCCACGCCAUCAUCGAGGAGCAGCCGCUGCUGUUCAAGAACGACCCCUACCACCCGGACCACUUCAACUGCAACAACUGCGGUAAGGAACUGACGGCUGAUGCCAGGGAGCUGAAGGGAGAGCUGUACUGCCUGCCCUGCCAUGACAAGAUGGGCGUUCCCAUAUGUGGAGCCUGCAGGAGACCCAUCGAGGGCCGCGUGGUCAAUGCCAUGGGCAAGCAGUGGCAUGUCGAGCAUUUUGUGUGUGCUAAGUGUGAGAAGCCCUUCCUGGGCCAUCGCCACUACGAACGCAAAGGACUGGCCUACUGUGAGACUCACUACAACCAGCUCUUUGGAGAUGUCUGCUACCACUGCAACCGUGUCAUUGAGGGUGAUGUGGUAUCAGCCCUGAACAAGGCAUGGUGUGUCAACUGCUUUGCCUGUUCCACCUGCAACACCAAGCUCACCCUCAAGAAUAAGUUUGUAGAGGUGGAUCUGAAGCCUGUGUGUAAACACUGCUACGAGCGCCUGCCAGACGACAUGAAGCUCCGUCUUGCCAAACGAGAAAAAGAAAAGACGAAGAAAGUGCCCAUGUGUCUAUAAACCUCUCUCCUUCCUUUUUCCUCACUUCCACUUUCCAUUCAUUGGAACAAGUUUGUGGAGUUUGACAUGAAGCCGGUGUGUAAGAAGUGCUACGAGAAGUUUCCUCUGGAGCUCAAGAAGAGGCUCAAGAAGCUGGCAGAGACCGUGGCCCGGAAGUAGACAGACAGACAGACAUGCUAGAACAGACAAAAGUGAUAUCAGAGUGUUUGAGCAAGCACAUGACCUUUGUUCUUGGUGUAAAUUUAGGGAUUAAAACCACUACCCAACCCCUCAUAGGUUGAUGAAAAUCAGAUUUGCAAUAUCCUUCAGUCCUUUCAUGCCUGGUUAAAUAGCGACAACCCAUGAGCAGAGAGAGAGACUACACAAGAAAGGGUCAUCCCCAAAUCAGUGCCUUUGUCU
This is a messenger RNA of Oncorhynchus mykiss (rainbow trout), 2068 nucleotides long. Its product is annotated as LIM and senescent cell antigen-like-containing domain protein 1. Gene Ontology annotation, biological process: positive regulation of substrate adhesion-dependent cell spreading; cell-cell junction organization; positive regulation of integrin-mediated signaling pathway. The record is from RefSeq and is a predicted model, not a curated record. Gene Ontology annotation, cellular component: cytoplasm; cell-cell junction; focal adhesion. NCBI's taxonomy places the organism in Eukaryota, Metazoa, Chordata, Actinopteri, Salmoniformes, Salmonidae.